Molecule: messenger RNA, 1141 nt
Organism: Coffea arabica (coffee)
Lineage: Eukaryota; Viridiplantae; Streptophyta; Magnoliopsida; Gentianales; Rubiaceae
Product: short-chain dehydrogenase reductase 3b-like
Source: RefSeq, a predicted model, not a curated record
GAUUAAGCAAAGGGCGGAACCUCCAGUAAUUGGUGGUAUUAUAAAGCAGCAAUCCUCCGACGCAUGGUACGACUAUAAUUUCUCCUAAAGAAGGACUAGCUUCUUGAGAUAAAAAAAUUAUCUCAAAGAGCGAUGGCACAACCAGCUCCCAAUAUCACCAAAAAGUUGGAAGGCAAAGUUGCCAUCAUAACAGGCGGUGCCCGUGGCAUAGGCGAGGCAACUGCUCGACUUUUUGCCAACCAUGGUGCCAGAGUUGUGAUCGCUGACAUCCAAGAUGAAGAGGGCCAAACCGUGGCCGAAUCAAUUGGCUCAGAAACCUGCAGCUAUGUCCAUUGCGAUGUAGCUGAUGAAGAGCAGGUCAAGAAACUGGUCGAUUCAACCAUCCAUGCCUAUGGCCAACUAGAUAUCAUGUUCAGCAACGCAGGAGUAUUUAGCAAGUCAAAACAAUUGGUGAUCGAUCUUGACUUUGCAGGACUUGAUCGAAUCAUGGCCAUCAACGUACGAGGCACGGCGGCAUGUGUAAAACACGCAGCGAAAGCGAUGGUGGAAAGGGGAGUAAAGGGUAGCAUAGUGUGCACGGCGAGUUUAGCAGCCACCACGGGUGGAGAGAGUUGGACUGAUUAUUACAUGUCAAAACAUGCUAUGUUGGGGCUGAUGAGAUGUGCUAGCAAGCAGCUGGGGCCACAUGGGAUUAGGGUCAACGCUGUUUCACCAUUUGCUGUUGCUACACCGCUAACGUGCAGCUCGUUUCAGAUGGAUGCUGAGGAAUUUGAGAAGUUGAAUCAGCCUCUUUCUUGCUUAAAAGGAACUGUAUUGAAAGUUAAUCAUAUUGCUGAUGCUGCUUUAUUCCUUGCCUCUGAUGAUUCUGCAUUUAUCACAGGGCAUAAUCUGGUGGUUGACGGCGGAUGUACGGUUUGAUUAUCGAUUAUCAUCGCAACAGAAGUUCGUACUUUUUUUUUUUUUUUUUGUUAAUUUGUUUCAAUGGGUGUUUGAAGGUUUCAAAUUAUUGCAUCCACAGCAGAAGUUAAGAAUUUUAAACUAGAAUAAAUACUUAUAUCGGACAGAAAUAUGUGUCUAAGAUGCUGUUGUUUUGAAUUUGUCGAAUUCUGUCAACAUAAAAUAAGACGACCUAUUUAAUUUA